Molecule: messenger RNA, 3532 nt
Organism: Artibeus jamaicensis (Jamaican fruit-eating bat)
Lineage: Eukaryota; Metazoa; Chordata; Mammalia; Chiroptera; Phyllostomidae
Gene: FSTL1
Product: follistatin like 1
Exons: 11
Coding region: 117-1037 (306 amino acids)
Biological process (GO): regulation of BMP signaling pathway; multicellular organism development; cell differentiation
Molecular function (GO): calcium ion binding; protein binding
Source: RefSeq, a predicted model, not a curated record
UGCGGGGCGGCGGGCGCAGGUCGGAUUUCCUCCGAGAGUGGCGAUCGGAGAAGCUCCCACAGAGCUUGCUGCAGCCGCCCCGCUCCGCGCCCUCUGGGAACCGGGACAGGACCGUGAUGUGGACACGCUGGCUCGCGCUCGCGGUGGUGGCGGCGGCCUGGGUCCGCGCGGAGGAAGAACUGAAGAGUAAAUCCAAGAUCUGUGCUAAUGUGUUCUGUGGAGCCGGCCGGGAAUGUGCAGUCACAGAGAAGGGAGAGCCCACCUGCCUCUGCAUUGAGCAAUGUAAACCUCACAAGAGGCCUGUGUGUGGCAGCAACGGCAAGACCUACCUCAACCACUGUGAGCUGCAUCGAGAUGCCUGCCUCACGGGAUCCAAAAUCCAGGUUGACUAUGAUGGACACUGCAAAGAGAAGAAGUCUGUAAGUCCCUCUGCCAGCCCUGUCGUUUGCUAUCAGUCCAACCGUGAUGAGCUCCGGCGCCGCAUCAUCCAGUGGCUGGAAGCAGAGAUCAUUCCAGACGGCUGGUUCUCCAAGGGCAGCAACUACAGUGAAAUCCUGGACAAGUACUUUAAGAACUUCGAUAAUGGUGACUCUCACCUGGACUCCAGUGAAUUCCUGAAAUUUGUGGAGCAGAAUGAAACCGCCAUCAACAUCACCACCUACGCAGACCAGGAGAAUAACAAGCUGCUUAGAGGACUCUGUGUCGACGCUCUCAUUGAACUGUCUGAUGAAAAUGCUGACUGGAAACUCAGCUUCCAAGAGUUCCUCAAGUGCCUCAACCCAUCCUUCAACCCUCCAGAGAAGAAGUGUGCCCUGGAGGAUGAAAUGUAUGCCGACGGAGCGGAGACCGAGGUGGACUGUAACCGCUGCGUCUGUGCCUGCGGAAACUGGGUCUGCACGGCCAUGACCUGUGACGGAAAGAAUCAGAAGGGGGUCCAGACCCAGACAGAGGAGGAGAUGACAAGAUAUGUCCAGGAGCUCCAAAAGCACCAGGAAACAGCUGAAAAGGCCAAGAGAGUGAGCACCAAAGAAAUCUAGUGAGGAGGCACCAGGGAACGGUGUCCAGAGAUGGGCACCUUCUCCUCCACUUCGGCGCUGAAUCCAGUAUACACGAGUCUGCUACAGUCGCCAAAUCACCAGUAUUUGCUUGUAUAGCAACAAGUUUUAUUUUGUCUGUUUGUUUUGCAAUAAAGGAAAUGGGGUGGCUGGCGAGAGGGGAAAGGGCCAUAACCUCCAUUUCCAGGAGGGAUUUGAGAGAAACUGUAUAAAUGGGGCUUUGGGGCUGGAGGCAAGUAAAGAAACUGCAUCAGAGUAGGGAGAGGGGCAGGUCCAGAUCUGAACCCACUUCUGAGUCUAACACGCUGCAGGGAGGGCAAGCAGUGCCAGAGAGAACUUAGCAGGUGGUACCUAGAGGAGGACUUUGGGAAGCUCAGUGGAGAAGAAGCAUUCUGCUUCCAGUUCUUUUGGUCGCUAUCAGCAUAACAGAGCCCAGCAUCUCUGCAUCUCCUCAUGGCCCCAACCACUGCCUGUAGAUACACAGCUGUCCUGCCUAGCUCCUCAGUGUCCCUCAGACUUGAUGGAGUUUCUGGGAACGUAUACCCAAAUAAUGCAGAUACUUGUGUACUCUCAGCCCCUUAGAGACCUAACCAAAUUUUAAAAAAUACUUCUUACCAAAGGUGCUAUUUUUCUGUAAAACUUUUUUUGGCACGUUGACUUCAUUUUUUCAUUAUUAUCAUUAUAUUAGUUGUAUUUUUAAUAUUUUAUUUUCUUGACUAGAAAUUACGCUUUUGUAAUUAGUUUUCCAUAGGCCUACCAUUUCAGAGGUAGGGGAACUUGGGGUUCUUCCAGGUGCAGGGACUGCUGUCACCUGACUUCCUGCCCUGCCACAUACUAGCCAUAGCCCAGAGUUUGUCCCCCUGGCUUCCAGUGGCUCAGUGGUCUGCCGGAGGAGCCAUGGUACCUCACACAGGAGCCUGGGGAAGAGGAGCAUCUCCAUACAGAGCUUUCAAGAUCCAAAAGCUAAUUUGUUUUCAGUUAUUCCGAGUUCAUUCAAAUCAGUAUUUCAAGGAUGGAGACGAGUGCAGCUAAGCGAGAUAUCCCAGCCUAUCAAUAUGCUCAUUGGUCCACCACUGACUAGGAGAGUGACUUCAGCUUUGUCUCUUCCUAUUUCAGGGUCUCAGCUUCCUCAGUGAGCAGGCAGGAAUGCAUUAACCUUUUGAUUUCAUCAAGUCUGUGAUCAUUGAUCCAUGAGAGACAAGUUCCUAUGAUUUUCCCUUCCUCCUUAGGAUAAAUGAAUAUUUGUUAGAACAAGAAGAUUUAGAAAGCCAAAACAAGAUGACCAAAUUUGACCUCGGUCUGAAUGGCCCCAGGCUGUGCUCUGAUGCAGAGCCCUCUCAGGUAAAGCCUUGGAAGAGAGCGGGGAAGAGAACCACGCCACUUGUCUACACUUCCGCGUUUCCUAUUUAACCUUAAAAUUGUGAUAGAUGAGAAGUCAGUCCUUCCUAUGUCUUUUGGCCUGUGCAGUCAUUAACCCUACUCAGUACCAUAUUUAGGAUACAUUUGGAAUAACAAAGAUUAAACACUUGACAUAAGGUCUCAUUUUCAAAAAGCAGAUUAUAGACCAGCAGAGGGAAAAUAUGUAGAUUGAUGAAAGUUGUACUGAAAAUGGAAUAUCUUCUAAAUAAGUUUCCUUGUUCUCUUUUGAAAGGAGAACACCACACUUCAUUUAGAAUUCUAAGCUUUUAUCUAUCAUCCCACUUAAAAGUUCCCUUCAAACCCCACUUGUGUGGUCUGAAAUGCUCCUCCCUGUCCAAGUGCCUUGGGAACUCCCAGCAACAGGCCUUGGUCAAGUUUGCCAGCACUUGGAUGCUAAGGGAGGGAGAGCAGGACUACCAGUUUGUUUAAAGCAAGAAACCAGAGUGUCUCCUCACAAGUUAUUUGGGACAGUGGUUGCCACCCAAGACUUAUCCUGCUCUGCAACAACGAAUUCCCAAGAGCAAAUCUGUAUUCUGCCUGUAAAUAGGGAAGCUCUUGUCUGCACUAUAGAAUCAUUCGAUCUGAUGACCAUUCAUGGAAAGCUGCUAAAUAGCCAAAUUUGUGGAGUGUUGUGUGGAGCAAAUAAGCAGGAUUAAGUUGGGUUCAGUUCCCCCAGCUCUAAAAGCACAUGGCUUAGUCUGCAAGCUUCCUUGGGCUUUCUCUGUGUGUAUACAAUUUUAUUUUAUAAACAUAUUAAUUACAGCACCUGCUAAGAUCCAGUGUCCAUGGAAACCUCACACGCCAUGACACUGGACUCCACUGCUUUUGGAAAGCAGGGCUCCUCCACCUGCUAAUAGGUCCAUGUGAACCGGUUUGAAUGUCUUUACACCUUUGUUUUAAAAUAGCCAAAUUUCAAGAAGCAAUUUGAACAGGUUUUGUUGCCUAUGUGUUUGUGAAGUGUAUUUGUAUUUAGUAGGCUUCCAUACUGCAUUUAACUUGUUUUUGUAACUCCUAUUUUUUUUUGGAUACUAUUGAUAAAUAAAGAAGUUAAAAUAAUA